Monosiga brevicollis MX1 is the source of this 454-nucleotide messenger RNA. RefSeq lists its product as uncharacterized. Lineage: Eukaryota; Choanoflagellata; Craspedida; Salpingoecidae. The record is from RefSeq and is a predicted model, not a curated record. The transcript has 2 exons. The annotation marks the transcript as partial.
AUGGAGUUGUGGGAGCUGACCGUGCUUCUGGUGCUCAACACCUUUGUGAUGGUGUUCCUGCAAACUCAGGUCCUGACAGGGCCGCCCAGUGCUUCGGGAAUUGGCAGCACCCUUUUUGGUGGUGCAUCUAGUAACGAAGCGGCACAAGCUCAGCUCAAGCGCCUGUCCGGACAAGUUGACGAGCUGGCCCGCGCCAUUGAGGCCCUUCGAGCAACAUCGCCUUCCAUUGACGCGGUGUCACAACUGUUGGAUGCCAAGCUCGGACAGCUCGCACGAGAGCCCGGACCCACAACUAAAAACUCAGCAAUCCCCGUCGCCCCCGCUCAGCCUGCAGCUGCCACAGCUGCGGCGCCCGCACCCAGCACUGCCGCGCCUUUGGCUUUGGAUGCCACCACCAUGCAUUUUGUUUUUGGGCUAUGGGAUGCUGACGAAGCCAUGCCGGAUCUCUUCAAGC